AUGACAUCUUCACGACUUCCACUUGCCUUAAUAUAUUCAUGCCUAAUACGCAAUAGGAAGCCAAAUAUUCAGCAUUGCUACUUCAGCGUAUGUGGAUUAGCAAUUACAUAUUAUAUGUAUGGUGCCGAAAGCAUCCAUUGUUUGGUCAAUAUCCUGCUAGACUAUAUCUUGUUAAAAGUUUGUGGUGGUACACUGAUCUCAGUUAUCUUAGCAUUUGUAAUGAACAUGAGCUACCUAUCGUAUGGUUAUUAUAACAAAUCUAAAGAUCAAUACGAUGUAACUUGGACCCUAGUCCAUUGCAUACUAACGUUGAAAUUGACUGCUGUAGUAUUUGAUUGCUAUGACGGUGCUAGAGACAAGCAAAAGCUGGAAGACUUUCAGAAAGAAAAUCGAUUGGAAAGGAUUCCAACAUUACUAGAAUUAUUGGGCCUAAGCUACUUCUUUGGUAGUGUUAUCAUCGGACCGCAGAUAAAUAUGAAGCGAUAUCUAAGUUUCGUAUCAGGGGAAUUAAUUAAUCCAAAAGAUGAUCGAUUCAGUGAAAAGCUGAAAUAUGGUGUAUAUCGUAUACUGGGUGGUAGCAUUUAUUUAAUAUUGUAUGGCAUAUUCUUUCCUAAAUUUCAUUACAAGCUCAUCUUAACUCCAGGAUUUCAGGAGGGAAGCUGCAUCAUGACCGGAAUUAGCUAUAAUCCUUCUGCGGUUAAAGUCGGAUACGAUAAAUGGAGCAGUCUUGCAAAUUGUCACCCUUGGCCUUUUGAAACUGAAUGUACUCUACAAAGCUUGAUUCAUAAUUUUAAUAUUACUACCAACGACUGGAUGGUCAGAUAUGUGUAUAAAAGACUAAAAUUUCUUGGAAGUAAAAUAUUAUGUCACUUCGGGUCUUUAGCUUUUAUAUCCCUUUGGCACGGCUUUUACGCCGGAUAUUAUCUCAAUUUUGCAUGGGAAUUUAUCACUGUUCUGCUAGAGAAGCAGGCUGGAAAUGUAUUUUCUACUAUAUAUGGGGCGCCGUUUUAUCAGUCACAUCCUCUUCUUAAACUAGCUUUAUUUCCAUUAGCGUAUUUUAUGCGCCAUAUGAUAUUAGCCUUUGGAAUGAUGGUAUUCACACUUCUACGAUUGGACUGGUGUUUACAGGCGUAUAAAGUCUUUGGUUAUGCUAAUUUUUACUGCGUCGUUUACUGGAUCAUAUUCUACACUACUUUCCGUGUUUUCAAAUCAAGGCUUUUUCCUUCAUCAAGAAGAAACAUCAAAACUGGGAAAGCAGAAGAGUAA
Trichoplax adhaerens is the source of this 1266-nucleotide messenger RNA. RefSeq lists its product as uncharacterized. NCBI's taxonomy places the organism in Eukaryota, Metazoa, Placozoa, Uniplacotomia, Trichoplacea, Trichoplacidae. Bases 1 to 1266 code for a protein of 421 amino acids. Gene Ontology annotation, molecular function: 1-acylglycerophosphocholine O-acyltransferase activity; lysophospholipid acyltransferase activity. Gene Ontology annotation, cellular component: membrane. Gene Ontology annotation, biological process: phosphatidylcholine biosynthetic process; lipid modification. The transcript is spliced from 16 exons. The record is from RefSeq and is a predicted model, not a curated record.